AAUUUUCAACCCAGCGGUAGCAUUGUUGAGGUGCGCCCUUAUAAACAAGUUCUAAUCCUAUCAGCAACGGCUCUAAGAGGCAACUCACUCAUCUUCUUCCACUAUCGAAACCUGAGUACUCGUACGGACGCCGUUGUAUCAGGAAGGAGGCAGCAGCAGCUGUGUUGUUGGUGAUUAUUUUGCAGGAGUGGUGGUUUGGAUUGGGAUAGUUUUGGACAUGAGCUUAGAAAGGAGCCGAAGCAGGAGCCCGAUGGAUCGUAAGAUCCGCACCCAACGCUAUUCCUAUCGUGAUGCACCGUAUAGACGGGAUUUGCGUCAGGGUUUCAGCCAGAACAGUUUGUGCAAGAACUGCAAAAGGCCAGGUCAUUUUGCUAGAGAAUGCCCUAAUGUGGCCAUUUGUCACAAUUGUGGUCUUCCUGGGCAUAUUGCAUCAGAAUGCUCCACGAAGUCUCUUUGUUGGAACUGUCGAGAACCUGGCCAUAUGGCUGGUAAUUGUCCAAACGAGGGAAUCUGCCAUACCUGUGGCAAGGCAGGACAUCUUGCUAGAGACUGUGAAGCUCUUCCGUUGCCACCUGGUGACCUGAGGCUGUGCAAUAACUGCUUUAAGCAAGGUCAUAUUGCUGCUGACUGUACCAAUGACAAGGCCUGCAAGAAUUGUAGGAAGACAGGUCAUCUUGCCCGAGACUGUCAAAAUAAACCUGUCUGCAAUUCCUGUAAUAUAUCUGGGCACGUGGCUAGAGACUGCCCGAAGGGCAAUGUUUUCGAUGAGAGGGGUUCUGGAAUUCGUGGAGGUGGAUACCGCGAUAUCGUAUGUCGAAACUGCCAACAGGUAGGUCAUAUGAGUAGGGACUGCAUGUCGAUGGCGAUAUGUCACAAUUGUGGCGGAAGAGGACACAUGGCAUUUGAGUGUCCAUCCGGAAGGUUCAUGGACCGCUUUCCCAGGAGGUACUGAAGGAUUAAAUUUGUGGCUUUUCUAUCAUAUGUUAGCUCGACCAUAUUUAUCCCUCUUUUUAUUUUCAUUUGAACUUAGUGGUGGUGCACUUUUUGGAAUAAUUUAUGGUUGAACUUCUUGAAUCCAAACUUGUUACUUUGUAGAACAUUGAGUUAUGAAAUUACUUUUGUAUUUAAAGUUCUUCUAUAUAUACGAGGACAUGGUAGUUAUAAUCU
Olea europaea var. sylvestris is the source of this 1167-nucleotide messenger RNA. Its product is annotated as zinc finger protein GIS2-like. Gene Ontology annotation, molecular function: nucleic acid binding; zinc ion binding. The coding region runs from base 218 to 952 and encodes 244 amino acids. The transcript is spliced from 4 exons. The record is from RefSeq and is a predicted model, not a curated record. Lineage: Eukaryota; Viridiplantae; Streptophyta; Magnoliopsida; Lamiales; Oleaceae.